AUCUCAAUUUUAUGUCCAAAAGGGAAAAAGGAAAAGACGAAACGCUAAAAAGAAUUAAAGGGUGCAAGAAAUUCAAAUGCAACAAUUUUUUUGUGGUAUUAUUAUUUCAUCCACUCAAUUCAUUGGUGUUUUUGCAAAACACGAAUCCCAUCUCUAAUUUUGGAUUGUACUUCGUACUUCGUACUUCCACUUCAACUUCAACUCCUCUUCUUUCUCAAAACAAAAAAGAUACCAACUUUAAUGCCAAAUUGACAACAAAAUCAGUUCUUUUCUGCCUCGGGUCAAUUCAAAGUAUUCAACUUGCUUAAGUUGAGGAUGAUUUUUGUCUGGGGAAGAUGAUGAUUUGAGCAAUUCCCUGGAGUGGGUUCUUGAUUUCUGGGGGACAUUUUGUGGUUUUAGCAAGUAAAUUGAGCUGAGGAUGAUGUCAAUGACAUGCCAUAAUCUUGAAUUUGUGAGGACAAGGUUGGAUUUUGUGGCUUGUGGUUGCUUUUCCAGUUCAUCAUUUGACAGGCUCCAUGUAAAGGAUUCUAAAAAGGGAUUGCUUAGAAGUGUCCAUAGAGGCUAUAAAGCUCGGAAAUUGCAGUGUUGCCGCCGGGAUGUUGGCCGGUGCCGUGUCUUCUCAACUAAGACCCCGGAGGCUUUACUCGGUGGCGUAGUUCCAGGUCCUCCUCCAGCAUUGGAUUUGAUGAGAGAGUCGACAAGCCCUAUUUCACUUCCACACUUGUUUGAAGCUGUUGCUGAUGAUCUUCAAACAUUGAACAAAAAUUUACUUUCAAUUGUUGGUGCAGAAAACCCCGUCUUGAUGGCAGCUGCAAAGCAGAUUUUUGGUGCUGGUGGCAAGAGGAUGAGACCUGCACUAGUUUUCUUAGUGUCACGAGCCACUGCUGAAAUUGCUGGUUUGAAAGAUCUUACCAAAGAACACAAACGAUUGGCUGAGAUCAUUGAAAUGAUCCACACGGCAAGUUUGAUUCAUGAUGAUGUGUUAGAUGAAAGUGACAUGAGAAGAGGGAAGGAAACUGUUCAUCAAUUAUAUGGUACUAGAGUGGCUGUGCUGGCUGGAGAUUUCAUGUUUGCACAAUCAUCAUGGUACCUGGCUAACCUUGAGAACAUUGAGGUCAUCAAGCUCAUCAGUCAGGUUAUUAAAGACUUUGCAAGCGGUGAAAUAAAGCAGGCAUCCAGCUUAUUUGACUGUGAUGUUGAACUUGACGAGUACUUAAUCAAGAGUUACUACAAAACAGCCUCCUUGAUUUCUGCAAGCACCAAAGGUGCAGCCAUUUUUAGUGGGGUUGACAGUGAUGCUUGUGAGAGUAUGUACCAAUAUGGCAAGAACCUCGGUCUAUCCUUUCAAGUUGUUGAUGAUGUAUUGGACUUUACUCAAUCUGCUGAGCAGCUGGGGAAACCAGCAGGAAGUGACUUGGCAAAAGGAAAUCUGACUGCUCCAGUAAUUUUUGCACUGGAGAAAGAGUCAAAACUAAGGGAUAUGAUUGAAUCUGAAUUUUGUGAAGCUGGAUCUCUCGAGGAAGCCAUUAAUGUGGUAAAGAGCUCUGGAGGCAUUGAGAGAGCACAAGAGUUGGCAAAAGAGAAAGGCGAUCUCGCAAUCCAAAAUCUGCAAUGCCUACCGUCUAGUCCCUACCGACUUGCUCUGGAGGAAUUUGUAAAAUACAAUCUUAAACGUAUUGCAUAAAUGGAUAUAUCUUUGACACUAAAGGCUAAAUCUAGACGUCUUGUCUUCUACAUUCUUUACGGGAAUUUGUUCGAGCCAAGUGAAGGGGUGGUCAAGGAGGAUCCUGUUUUGACUGCUGGUUGCUUCUCCGUUGAAUAGAUUUUAUCAAGGAGAAGCUGUUGUAUGCUGUAAAAGAUUCCCAGCCAUCACUUGAGCUCUUAUUCCAGCGAGUUCCACUUUCUUGGGGGCAUAUUGGCGGGCAGACUGAUCUGAAAUUGCCUUGUGAUUGUACGCUAAAGGGUAGCCUCAUACUUAAUACUCAGCAACACUCUUUCUGAGUCCAUUGUUCACUGUUUAUUUCUUCACCUUUUCCCCUCGUCCCUCUUGUUAGGAGAAAGGUAUAGGCUAUGUAUCUCAAUUAGACAGCAGUGAAUUUAAACUUGGAACUUUCAUCUCGCUAAAGUACAAGUACAUUAUCCUGCCUCAGCCAAUGGAAUUCUUGUUAACUAUGUUGAUCUUCUUUGAAAUUUGUUACCAUAUGAUCUUGCAAAUUUUAAACCAA
Messenger RNA from Coffea eugenioides, 2225 nucleotides. Its product is annotated as probable solanesyl-diphosphate synthase 3, chloroplastic. The record is from RefSeq and is a predicted model, not a curated record. The coding region runs from base 419 to 1684 and encodes 421 amino acids. Lineage: Eukaryota; Viridiplantae; Streptophyta; Magnoliopsida; Gentianales; Rubiaceae. Gene Ontology annotation, cellular component: chloroplast. The transcript is spliced from 6 exons. Gene Ontology annotation, molecular function: prenyltransferase activity. Gene Ontology annotation, biological process: plastoquinone biosynthetic process; isoprenoid biosynthetic process.